Molecule: messenger RNA, 2305 nt
Organism: Trachemys scripta elegans
Lineage: Eukaryota; Metazoa; Chordata; Testudines; Emydidae
Gene: FBXO8
Product: F-box protein 8
Exons: 6
Coding region: 2-1243 (413 amino acids)
Biological process (GO): regulation of ARF protein signal transduction
Molecular function (GO): guanyl-nucleotide exchange factor activity; protein binding
Source: RefSeq, a predicted model, not a curated record
CAUGCAGAAUCUGCCGACACAAAUCUGGCAGCGGUUUCCGCUUCCGGGAAGUCUCGCGGCACUGACGUCACUUCCAGCAACAACAGCAAACGUCAAAACUCAGGCGCGAGAAGGGGGCGGUGGCAGCGACGGCGGUGCAAAGGGCUCUCAUCUCCUCUCCCCCCGUCCCCUUUCCCCUUCCCGUGCCCGGUGCUUCCUGAGUUCGUUCCCAGCCGGCGAGGCUCACGCACCGACUUGGUUCGUCGCGGCGGCGGUUGGGAUCGGAGCUUGGAGAGGCUCGCAGAUGGGUCAGGGGCUGUGGAGAGUGGCUAGGAACCAGCAGCUGCAACACCAAGGAUACAGUGGGCAAGGCUAUCUCACCAGAGAGCAUGGUAGAAGAUUAGCGACUAACAGCAUUUCAAACACAAACCAUCGUAAACAAGCCCAAGGAGGAAUUGACAUCUACCAUCUGUUGAAAGCAAGAAAAUCUAAAGAACAAGAAGGAUUCAUUAACUUGGAAAUGCUGCCCCCUGAGCUUAGUUUUACCAUUUUGUCAUAUCUGAAUGCAACUGACCUCUGCCUGGCUUCUUGUGUCUGGCAGGAUCUUGCUAAUGAUGAGCUUCUCUGGCAAGGGUUGUGCAAAUCCACUUGGGGACACUGCUCUAUAUACAAUAAGAAUCCACCUCUAGGAUUUUCUUUUAGAAGAUUGUAUAUGCAGCUGGAUGAGGGCAGUCUCACCUUUAAUGCCAACCCUGAUGAGGGAGUUAACUACUUUAUGUCCAAGGGUAUACUGGAUGAUUCACCAAAGGAAAUAGCUAAGUUUAUAUUUUGUACAAGAACACUAAAUUGGAAGAAACUGAGGAUCUAUCUUGAUGAAAGGAGAGAUGUUUUGGAUGACCUUGUGACACUGCACAACUUCAGAAAUCAGUUCUUGCCAAAUGCACUGAGAGAGUUUUUCAAACACAUUCAUGCCCCUGAGGAGCGUGGGGAGUAUCUUGAGACUCUUAUAACAAAGUUCUCACACAGAUUCUGUGCUUGUAAUCCUGAUUUGAUGAGAGAGCUUGGCCUUAGCCCUGAUGCAGUUUAUGUACUAUGCUACUCUUUGAUUCUGCUUUCCAUUGAUCUUACCAGCCCUCAUGUGAAGAACAAAAUGUCAAAGAGAGAAUUUAUCCGAAACACACGACGUGCUGCUCAGAACAUUAGUGAAGAUUUUGUAGGGCACCUUUAUGACAACAUCUACCUUAUUGGCCAUGUGGCUGCCUAAAAGCACAAUUUGCUAGGACUAAGAAUUUGUAGUUUACAAGAACUAAAGCUACCCAAGGAGUUAAUUAUUUUGUAGAUAUGGGGGUUAUAUUAGUGCUGGUCAUUCUAACCUCUGUAUACAAUCACAAUGUGUGUUGUAUGUACUACCUUUUUUAGCAAUUUACCAUGGGAACCGAAGGAUUUUGCAGAAUUUUUUCUUAAUUUUGUUUAUGUUUUGCACAAAGCAGUGCCAUUAGUCUGACACAGCCAUUUAUGAAUGUUAAACUGACAUUACAAUCUAAAGCUGACAAGAUGGUGGAUUUGUGCAUUAGAUUUGCUUGAAAACUUUAACCAGUUCCAUUCUUUUUUAAAAUACCAUGUAAUGUGUACAUAUUUAACUAAAGAGAUUUAUAAUCAUAAUUAUUUUAUUGUAAAAUAUUUUAACUAAAGUUUUUCCUUUUCCUCUCUUAAAAAUAGUCUUGUAUUUCUUCCUUUUACAUUGCAAACUUUGCUCUUGUUUUCAUGAUGUUGAUUUUCUCAGAUACCUGAGUUAAAGAGAAAUGCUAGCCAUGACACUCCAUCAGUGUUUGUUCGAGGACACACCAAACAUUUGUGGAGUGUUUAAACUAGCAUUUACUAUUGCAUUAGCUAAUUUAAAUUAAUUGGCAGUCAGUUAUUAACUCAAGUUAAAAUGGGACCACAAACUCUAGUUAGACAAAUCCUGAAGACCUGUCUACAUGAGGAAUAGACGAGAAAAAUUGACUUUUUAAAAUUUAAGUUUGAAAGCAGCCUUAACACAUAGCAUAGAUGCAGUUACAAGUGUGUUAGCUCAUUGUGUGAUAAGGUUGGGCAUGUCAAGACUAGCACAUGAUGGAGGUUAAGUAACAUGUUGUUGCUAACCUUAACCUUACCUCGACCAGUUUUCCAAUCUAGAUAUUCCAUUGAUGGAGAAUUUGGGAUAAACACAGCCAAUGAACACAAUUUGGAAGUCUAUAUGAGGUGAUAUAUUAGAGUAAUAGAUUUCAAGGUCAGAAGGGACCAUUAUAAUCAUCUAGUCUGACCUCCUGCACAACGCAGGCCACAG